Molecule: messenger RNA, 1521 nt
Organism: Halichondria panicea
Lineage: Eukaryota; Metazoa; Porifera; Demospongiae; Suberitida; Halichondriidae
Product: vesicle-trafficking protein SEC22b-like
Exons: 5
Coding region: 76-432 (118 amino acids)
Biological process (GO): vesicle fusion with Golgi apparatus; retrograde vesicle-mediated transport, Golgi to endoplasmic reticulum; endoplasmic reticulum to Golgi vesicle-mediated transport
Cellular component (GO): SNARE complex; Golgi membrane; endoplasmic reticulum-Golgi intermediate compartment
Molecular function (GO): SNAP receptor activity
Source: RefSeq, a predicted model, not a curated record
GAGCACAGAACAUACAUAAAGCAAGUACGUACGUAUCAGAAGAAGAAGCACUGAAGAAAGAAGAGCUCAGGAACAAUGGCCCACCUGACACUAAUUGCCAGAGCCAGUGAUGGACUACCUCUGUCAGCAUCCAUUGUCAAUGAAGAGUCUGGCCGGGAUUAUGCUGAAUACCAACCCAAGGCCAAGCAGAUAUUCCGCAAGCUGUCGUCAGUCAGCCCCCCUCGAUGCUUAAUCGAGUGUGACCCGGGUCGUAUGGUGUUCCACUACAUCCUUGAGGAGGGGAUAUGCUACCUCGCCCUGUGUGACCCCACCUAUCCUGCCAAGCUGGCCUUUAACUACCUCGAGAAUCUACACAAAGACUUCAGUGAGCAACAUGGCAACGAUAUACACAAGGCCAGUCGACCGUACCACUUCAUAGUUUGGUCUCAGUGACAAAGUGGGGAACCUAGUCGACCACUCUCGUGCCAGAGGCUAAUGGCUGAUCAGCUAAUGCAGCAUGUGAGCAUCUCCUGGUUACUGUGGAUUGGUUCUGGACUGCUAGUUCAUGCUCUUGUCUAUUGGAGACAAUAUCUGCCAAGUUUCACCAGAGAUGUGUACAAGUAUGGUAAGCUGAGGAGUGAGAGUGACUGGAGCUGGAUGAACCCUAGUGUGCCCAAGACUCAAGGAGGUCAGUCAGGGUCAAUAUAUACAGUGUAUCAGUCUACCUCUUGUAACGAGAACCCCCUACAAGUCUAGCUUGUAACACCUAGCUAAGUACUGGAUUGUGAUUUACAAUAGUGAGCUCCCUAGCUGAGACUGUCCUGACUUGUAGUUGUUGUAAUUGCAUUGUCCCAGUCUAAGGAGGUCUUUAUUCCCCUCUGCAGGUGGUUCACCCACUUCUACGUGUGGGGGGUGGUGUGGAACUACUCUGUAUUCCUCUACUAUACCAGCCACUUUAUACUGCACACACGACUACCGCUAUUGGGCCCUGCAAUCCAGACCGUCAUUGGGAACUUUGUGUCAUCCAAAUGCAACUAUUUCUCUCCAGCUCAUUUGGAGUGUGGCUGGUUCUACUCCUCAUUUGCCUGCAAGUGUCUCGUAGAUUGUUUGAGUGUUUGUUUGUGAGUGUGUUCUCUGAUAGCAAGAUGGCACCAGCUCAUUACAUACUCGGAGUCUACUUCUACACCGCUUUGGGACCAACAGCACUGCUGCAUUUGAAUUCAGACUCACCCCUUGCUGGCCUGAUUGUAGCCACUCUGUUGUUCCUCUGGGCCUACACACAUCAAUACCGAUGUCACGUCAUCCUUGCACAACUCAGAGCAGCCAAGAACAAGCCACAGUACGGCGGCUGUCACUGCCAAGCAGACUCACGUUUGCUAUAGACACAAGUUUGAGGACUAUCCAAACAACAGACAAAUUAUUAUGACCAUUUGUUUAUUAGUUGCUAAUAUAAUUUAUGCUAUGUACAUGCAGUACUGUAUGGUAUCAUUCAUAUUCUCCAAUCAAUAAUCUAUCAAAUUAAUGAUCGAAAAAUUGAAUUUU